Molecule: messenger RNA, 360 nt
Organism: Geodia barretti
Lineage: Eukaryota; Metazoa; Porifera; Demospongiae; Tetractinellida; Geodiidae
Source: the annotation of a GenBank genome assembly
AUGGAGUUCAGCGACCCAACCACGGGGCGGCCCGUACUGCGGUCGAUGACCUGCUGGGCGCAACUGAUACGGCCGGGCAUCCGCACCAAGGCCCACCGCCACACCAGUAGCAAAGUGUACCAAGUGUUCCGCGGCCAAGGAUACAGCGUGAUCAACGGCCAGCGUUUCGAUUGGAAGGAAGGAGAUUUCUUCGUUGUGCCGUCCUGGGCUUGGCAUGAACACGCCAGCGAUGAAAUGGAGGAGUCCAUACUGUUCUCCAUCCAGGACAUCCCCUUGAUGAAAGACAUGGCCCUGUUCCGUGAGGAACCUUAUGUAGAAAACGCCGGCCACCAACCGGUUACCGGCCAUUUCGCCGGUUGA